This is a messenger RNA of Oncorhynchus nerka (sockeye salmon), 1297 nucleotides long. RefSeq lists its product as uncharacterized. NCBI's taxonomy places the organism in Eukaryota, Metazoa, Chordata, Actinopteri, Salmoniformes, Salmonidae. Gene Ontology annotation, molecular function: nucleic acid binding. The transcript has a single exon. The record is from RefSeq and is a predicted model, not a curated record. Gene Ontology annotation, biological process: DNA integration. Bases 1 to 1227 code for a protein of 408 amino acids.
AUGCAUUAUGGCUUAGGGGCCGUCCUUUCACACACACUGAAAGAUGGGUCAGAGAGGCCAGUUGCAUUUGCGUCACGAACAUUGAAUGAUGCAGAGAAAAACUACUCACAAAUCGACAAAGAAGCACUGACGCUAGUGUGGGCCGUCAAGAAAUUCCACGCAUACCUAUAUGGCAAGCGUUUCACACUGGUUACGGAUCACCAGCCGUUGCGUUCCAUUGACAUUGAGUUUAAGCCGUCAUCCCUCCACACAAAUGCAGAUGGAUUAUCCAGACUGCCGUGUACAAGAGAAAGACAAAGGAGUGUGGAUGCAGUGGACAUUUUCCAUACCGCUCAGCUCGAGGCACUACCGGUCACAAGGACAGUUAUCAAACAGGAGACAAGGAAAUAUGUGACCUUGUCAAAAGUGUACACCUACACCAUGUCAGGAUGGCCAGCUACUGGCAGAAAGGAGCUGACUCCGUAUUUCCAGCGGAGAAACAAAAUUACAAUGUACCAAGGAUGUUUGAUGUGGGGAAUGAGAGUCAUGAUACCCCAGAAAUGCAAUAAUCAGGUUUUGCAGCAACUACAUGAAGGUCAUGUUGGAAUUGUCCAAAUGAAGCUGCUCGCAAGGAGCCACUUCUGGUGGCCAUGUCUGGAUCAACAGAUAGAAAAUAUGGUGAAGAACUGUAGCGGAUGUUUGGAAACCCUUCACAUGCCUGCUCCUGUCCCAGUCCACCCAUGGGAAUGGCCCGCAGAGCCAUGGCAGAGAAUUAAUGUGGACUACGCUGGUCCCUUUGAAAAGCACAUGUUUCUGGUUAUAGUUGAUGCCCAUUCCAAAUGGCCAGAGGUGUUUUGCACGGACUCCUCCACCUCAGCUCAGACGAUAGAGUGUCUCAGAACAAUGUUUGCACGCUUCGGAUUGCCGCUGCAGCUGGUAAGUGACGACGUGCAAGCUUUUGUAAGUGGCGAGUUUACAAGAUUCAUGUCAGUAAAUGGAAUCAAACACUCAACCUCAGCUCCGUACCACCCUGCCACCAAUGGGCUGGCAGAACGCUUUGUGCAAACCCUAAAGCAAGGACUCCGUGCAGCAAAACGAGACGAAGGGACUUUGCAAACAAAACUGGCCAAGUUCCUGGCCUCCUACCGAAACACCCCACAUGCCACGACAAAUGAAAGCCCAGCCGCACUGAUGUUCUGGGGCCUCUCUCCUCACACAGCUGGACAUCAUGAAGCCAAACAGGCGUAAUGAAGUGCUGAACAAACAAGCCAAGAUGCUCUCCGGUGGCCGGGAGCGCCAUCUCCAAACAGGACAGGAA